This is a messenger RNA of Triticum turgidum subsp. durum (durum wheat), 1815 nucleotides long. NCBI's taxonomy places the organism in Eukaryota, Viridiplantae, Streptophyta, Magnoliopsida, Poales, Poaceae. The record is from the annotation of a GenBank genome assembly.
AUGUCAGAAAAAAAAAGAAGGGUUAGGAGGUUUCAGAAACAAACGGAAAAGAUGGUAAAAUUGCUAAAGGAAACACUAGCCGCAGAGGCUGCUGAGGCUGCUGAGGAAGCACGGCUUUUCAAUUUAGAGCACCCCCACCAAGUUGUUUCAAGCACUCCUUUCCAAGAGAAAGAGUUUGGUGAUAAGCCACUUCAAACAAUCAGGGCCAGCAAGGACAUAACUCCAGAUUUGUCUGCCAUUGUUGUCUCUCUUGCUCUGUUUGAUGGAAGCAGGAUGUUAUUUGCAUGCUCUGGCCUAGCUAUACCAUCCGGGACAACUAAACUAGAGCUAAGAAGAUUUGUGACUUCAAGACGUUUGGUUGAGGAAUUUAAUAAAAACCGAAAUAUAGAUGAUAAAUUGAGGAUUGACGUGUGCCUUCCAGAUAAUACACAUAUGGAUGGGUUCUUGGGACUAUAUGAUAAAGAUAUUGCUAUUGUCACGUCCUGCGACUUCACGUAUUGUGCCCCCACGAAAGAUGUCUGUCCUGUAAAUCUGGACCUUCAUGCGCCUCUGCCUUCUGAUGGUAAAAUAAUAGCAGCUGCUCGUGCCUUUGGAUCGGGUCGUUUAAUGGUCACAUCCGGGCUUCUGACUGGAAAUGGUAUUGCAAGAUGGGAACAAAUCACAGAGGCUGCACUUGGAGGGCCACUCGUCGAUCAAGAUGCGAAGUUUCUUGGGGUCAACAUUCGUGUCGAGGGCCCUUCUUCUUGGUUCCUACCACUGAUGGCUCUUUGUAAACGCUUGGAGAAUUUUCAGUUACUCAGUUCUAGAACUACGGACUUCCGUGGAUAUUCCUUGCCUCCAUUUGUAUCAAGCAUAAUCCCUUCAGGGUUCUGGUUUAGAAUUAAGCAGCUAGAUUCCCUUGGUUAUCCCAGGCCACCACCACUUGUUCUUGAAUUCAAUGGGGAAUUGCUCGAGACAUUUGAGGAGAAAUUUGGUCAAUUACUUGCAUGGAAAGGGUAUCCUUACAGCGUUUCAAACCCGCGUUCUAGGGAGUAUGUUUGGCCGCUACUUCCAAGAGACGUUGUUACAAACAUAUCCCGAAGUGUUGUCAAACUUGCGUCGUUCAAUGGAAGCGUGAGGUCUUUUGCAUGCACAGGCUUGCUAAUAAAGUGGCCUGGAACUGAAGGCACACGCACUGUCAUUCUCACUUCGGCAAGUUUAGUUAGAAGUCGUGAUGAUCACUUCAAGAUUGAUAACAACUUAACGAUUGAUGUGUUUCUCCCACCGAAACAACAUGCCAAGGGGACUUUGGUAUUCUACCAUUUAAAUGCUAAUCUUGCUAUUGUCAGUCUUGAUAAGGGUAUCCGUGGCAUUCGUCCAUUUGAUAUUUGCCAUAAAGGGGAUUUAUCUAAACCGGUAGUAGCUAUAGCGCGUAAAAUUGAAGCAGGGUUUUUAAUGGCCUCAAAAGGUGAAGUGGUUGAAUACAAUCCCCGCGACAGUUAUUUUGAAAAGCUUAUGCUGUCCACUUGUAAAAUCAACAAGGCUGGGAUUGGAGGUCCCCUUAUUAAUUUUGAUGGGGCAUUUGUUGGCAUGAAUCACUAUGAUGGAAGUGAAGUAACUCCUUUCAUGCCAAGGCGUGAGAUUGUUCAAAUUCUGAAAGGAGAGGUUAAUUGGCGAAGACAAAGUGGUCUCUCCAUGGACGUACUGCAUGGUGUUGGAUGUGGGAGUCGGAUACACCGGCGAAGGUGGCCUGUUCCCGAGCCAUACUGGUACCAUGGUUUACUUACUAUGGACAAGUAUGAUUUGCACCCGCAUAUUGGAAGACAACUCCAGUAG